GUUGCAGCCACACGGAUGACGCAGCCGCCCACGAUGCAGCGACAGGCGAUGGUGAGGCUGAUGCGCCCCCUGCUCCCCCUGCUGCUGCUGACGUCAGUGGCCGACGCCUCACCCUUUACGAGCUAUCAGAACCAGCGCUUCGCGAUGGAGCCGCAGGACCAAACGGCCGUCGUGGGUGCCCGCGUCACACUGCCCUGCCGCGUCAUCAACAAGCAGGGCACCCUGCAGUGGACCAAGGAUGACUUUGGGCUGGGCACGUCCCGAGACCUGAGCGGCUUCGAGCGCUAUGCGAUGGUCGGCAGCGAUGAGGAGGGCGACUACUCGCUGGACAUUUACCCCGUGAUGCUCGACGACGAUGCGCGCUACCAGUGCCAAGUGAGUCCCGGGCCCGAGGCCCAGCCAGCCAUACGGUCGACAUUUGCGGGGCUCACGGUGCUCGUGCCGCCAGAGGCGCCAAAAAUAACCCAAGGGGAGGUCAUCUACGCGACGGAGGAUCGCAAGGUGGAAAUCGAAUGCAUCUCGGUGGGCGGCAAGCCGGCGGCUGAGAUUACGUGGAUCGAUGGCUUGGGCAACGUGCUGACGGAUAACAUUGAGUACACGGUGAUGCCGCUGCCCGAUCUGCGACGCUACACGGCCAAGUCGGUGCUGCGGCUGACACCCAGAAAGGAGCACCACAACACGAACUUCACAUGCCAGGCCCAAAACACGGCAGACCGCACAUAUCGUUCGGUGAAAAUACGUGUCGAGGUGAAGUAUGCGCCCAAAGUCAAGGUGAAUGUGUUGCCAGCAGGAGCAGGAGCAGGAGGAGGAGCGGGAGGAGGAGCGGGAGCUGUCGGAUCAAUCAACCAACGCAUUGUGGAGCAUUCUCAAGUGCGACUCGAGUGCCGGGCCGAUGCCAAUCCCAGCGAUGUCCGCUAUCGUUGGUACAUCAACGACGAACCAAUUAUUGGCGGUCAAAAAACUGAGAUGAUCAUACGCAAUGUGACGCGCAAGUUCCACGAUGCCAUUGUCAAGUGUGAGGUGCAGAACUCUGUGGGCAAGAGCGAGGACAGCGAAACUCUGGACAUAAGCUAUGCCCCCAGUUUCCGGCAACGUCCGCAAUCCUUGGAGGCAGACAUUGGCAGCGUGGUCUCGCUCAGCUGCGAGGUGGACAGCAAUCCACAGCCGGACAUUGUCUGGAUCCAGCACCCAAGCGACCGAGUGGUCGGCACCAGCACAAACCUCACGUUCAGCGUGAGCAACGAGACGGCCGGACGCUACUAUUGCAAGGUGAAUGUGCCGGGCUAUGCGGAGAUCACAGCGGAUGCCUACGUCUACCUGAAGGGUUCUCCGGCCAUCGGCUCGCCGCGCACUCAAUACGGACUGGUGGGGGACACGGCGCGGAUCGAGUGCUUUGCCAGCAGUGUGCCGCGGGCACGUCACGUCUCCUGGACAUUCAAUGGGCAGGAGAUAAGCUCCGAGUCGGGGCACGACUACUCCAUUCUGGUGGACGCAGUGCCCGGCGGUGUGAAGAGCACGCUGAUCAUACGGGACAGCCAGGCGUAUCACUACGGCAGGUACAACUGCACGGUGGUCAAUGACUAUGGCAACGAUGUGGCGGAGAUCCAACUGCAAGCGAAGAAGAGCGUCUCCCUGCUGGUCACCAUUGUGGGUGGCACUUCGGUGCUGGCGUUUCUGCUGCUGCUCACCAUCGUUGUGAUCGUUUACUUGCGCUGCAAGAAGCGCACCAAGCUGCCACCAGCGGAUGUCAUCAGCGAGCAUCAAAUCACGAAGAAUGGCGGCGUCAGCUGCAAGCUGGAGCCCGGGGAUCGCACCUCCAACUACAGUGAUCUCAAGGUGGAUAUUUCGGGCGGCUAUGUGCCCUACGGGGACUACAGCACACACUACAGCCCACCGCCUCAAUACUUGACCACUUGCUCCACCAAGUCCAACGGCAGCUCCACCAUCCUGCAGAACAAUCAUCAGAACCAGCUGCAACUGCAGCAGCAGCAGCAGCAGCAGCAGCAGCAGCAGCAGCAGCAUCAGGGUCACCAGAGUCAUCAUCAUCAUCAGACCGCUCCAGGUCAGAGUUUGCCCAUGACUUUCCUCACCAACAGCAGCGGUGGCAGCCUCACGGGCAGCAUCAUUGGCUCCAGGGAGAUACGACAGGAGAACGGUCUGCCCAGUCUGCAGUCCACGACGGCCUCGGUGGUUAGCUCCUCGCCAAAUGGCAGCUGCAGCAAUCAGAGCACCGCCACAGCCACUGCCACCGCCACCGCCACCGCCACCACACAUGUGGUGGUGCCCAGUUCCAUGGCCUUGAGUGUGGAUCCGCGCUACAGCGCCAUCUACGGUAAUCCAUACUUGCGCUCAUCCAACUCAUCGCUGCUGCCGCCACCCACAGCGGUCUAAGCGGCAGAGGCGGAAUGGAAGCCACAGCCCACUCGAAGACUGAUCUCAAGGGACACGGCAUCCUGGAUCGUUCAAUGGGGUAAGGACUUAGGGGCUGUACGACGCGCCCAUUGGAAGAUUUCUUUUCUUUUUCAGCAACCAAAAAUUUGAAUCAAUUAACUUAAAGAUAUUGCUUAGGGACAGACAGAGAGAGAGAGAGAGAGAGAGAGAGAGAGAGGUAGAGAGAGAGAGCGAGCGCUCUCCUAGGUAAGACACACACAUCCUUGGCUUGCAUUUUGCACUUCAAUUUCCUGCCGUUGCUGGGAUCCCCCAACCCUAGGCUAAGCGCAGUUCUAACUAAACAGAGACUAAGCUUCAAAGCAAAACAGUGUUAGGCAGCAACAGAGAGACAGUGUUGGGAAAUGACUUUAAGAAAGAGAAAAUACGCGGCAGAGCGCGGGCAUUUGUUGCGGGGCUUUCAAUUUGUAUAAUUUAAAUGGAGGAAUACUCGACAAAAAACACACAAUCCAAGCUCUCAUUUUAAACUUUUUUAUAAAUAUUUUAUAUGUUGUUUAUAUUGUUAAAUGAAUUCUCUAGGUGUGAGCUACUUUUUGCCACAAUUUCUACGUUCGGUUUUUGCAUCUUAAAUGCUCCCAAAUAUCCUUUAAUAAGUCCAACUAAUAUCUUUCAGAAAGUGCUCAGAACAAGUUGCUCCUCCAAACAAAUGCCCAAGAAAUGCGCAAAAAAAAAGAAUGAAAGAAUGAAAGAAAAAUGUAGAGUAGCCGCCGCAGCAUAAAUGUAUGCUAUGAAAAUGUGCGGAACAUAAAAGUAUGGACAGAGAGACAGCAAAUGCAGUAGCCAUUAAGCAAAAACAUAAAAAAAGUAAAAAUGCCAAAGUACCUGAUAGUAUUUAAGUAGAGUGAAAGCCAGCGACACUCAACAAUUACAUUUUGAAAAAAUUAAUUCUAUUACAUAAAUAAAUAAAUUUCUUUUUUUUUUUUGAAGACUAAGCCUAGAGGUUAAGUUUAAAGUAUA
Molecule: messenger RNA, 3405 nt
Organism: Drosophila subobscura
Lineage: Eukaryota; Metazoa; Arthropoda; Insecta; Diptera; Drosophilidae
Gene: rst
Product: irregular chiasm C-roughest protein
Exons: 6
Coding region: 16-2391 (791 amino acids)
Biological process (GO): cell-cell adhesion
Cellular component (GO): cell-cell junction
Molecular function (GO): cell adhesion molecule binding
Source: RefSeq, a predicted model, not a curated record